GUAAGAGGGGAGUAGUGGAUCGACUCUCGGCGUCCGCCAAUAGAAUCCAGGACUGGGUUCGACUCCCAUUGUCGCGGCUUGGCUAUAAAAGCGCGGAUCAAAGUCGGGGGCCCAUUGAGAGCCAGUCUCGCGUCACUGAGGACUCGGAUCACGCAGUUCAUGAUGAGCAGCAGGAUGGAUCGUAAGUCCUACUUGGUUCAGGUCAACGGCAACAGCCUUCACAGCGGGAAGGUUCUGCACGGCAACGGGGUCCACCACGUCAGCGUCAACGGAGCGCUCUACCCCGUCAAGUCCAAGAGUCGCCGGCUGAGAUGGGAGGUGAAGCCAUCCCACAUGUCCGUCAACACGCUCAACCCCAUCCGAGCCAUCGUGGACGGGAUGAAGCUGACGCCCAACCCAGACAAGCCCAUGAUCGCCCUCAGCAUCGGUGACCCCACAGUGUUUGGGAACCUGCCCACAGAUGGCGCUGUGCUCCAGGCCAUCAAAGAUUCCGUGGACUCCCAGAAGUACAACGGCUACGCUCCAUCCGUUGGUUACCUGAGGAGCCGCGAGGCCGUGGCCAACUUCUACAGCAGCCCCGAGGCGCCGCUCUCUGCCGAGGACGUGAUACUGACCAGCGGCUGCAGCCAGGCCAUUGACCUGGCCAUCAGUGUGCUCUGUAACCCGGGCGAUAACAUCCUGGUCCCUUGCCCCGGCUUCUCCUUAUACAAGACUCUGGCCGUGUCCCUGGGCAUCCAGGUCAAACUCUACAACCUGCUGCCAGACAAGUCGUGGGAGGUGGACCUGCAGCACCUGGAGAGUCUGAUCGACGAGAGGACGUCGUGUCUGAUCGUCACCAAUCCCUCCAACCCGUGUGGCUCCGUCUUCCGAGAAGAGCACCUGCGGAGGAUCCUUCAAGUGGCCGCCAGGAACCGGAUCCCCAUCCUGGCCGACGAGAUCUACAGCGACAUGGUGUUCCCAGGCUGGGAGUGUCCCUCCCUGGCCUCCCUCAGUGUGGACGUCCCCAUCCUGUCCUGUGGUGGUCUGGCCAAGCGCUGGCUGGUUCCAGGCUGGAGGAUGGGCUGGCUCCUCAUCCAUGACCGGAACGACAUUUUCGGCUCUGAGAUCCGUCAAGGACUGGUCAAGCUGAGUCAGCGUAUUUUGGGAGCUUGCACCAUCAUCCAGGGGGCUCUGGAGUCCAUCCUGGACAACACGCCUCGGACCUUCUACAACGACACGCUUGGAUUCCUCAAGUCCAACUCAGAGAUCUGCUUCAACGAGCUGUCCUCCGUCCCAGGACUGAAGCCUGUGAUGCCCUCCGGAGCCAUGUACUUGAUGGUGGGCAUCAACAUCCAUCACUUCCCUGAUUUCAAAGACGACGUGGACUUCACCGAGCGUCUGGUGACGGAGCAGUCGGUCUUCUGCCUCCCUGCUUCGGCGUUCGAGUAUCCCAACUACUUUAGAGUGGUGGUGACGGUGCCAGAGGAGAUGAUGGUGGAGGCCUGCGGUCGGAUCCGAGAGUUCUGCGAGACCCACUAUCGCUCCAGCAGUCCAGAGGUGAAUGACCUGGACCAGUGAAGCUGCGGACCGGACACCGAUGGAUCAGCACCAUGGUGACGCUGCGGAGGAGGGCCAGCAGCCACUUCAUCUCUGGAUAUUUAAGGGUUAAACAACCAGAGCUCAUAUUUAUAUUUUAUACCUCAUGUUAACCUUUGUAUUUAUGUCAAGUGUUUGUGGGUUUUAGGGUGGGAACUUAAAGCCUGAGCGUGGAGAACAUGUGGACUUUGGGAUGAAAGUGUUCCGAAUCCAGUGUUUGUUCUGAGGCUCAUUAGUCAUGUAAUUUUGUUAAAUACUCAAUAAAAUGUUUGUAGAACUCUCCCCUCCA
Synchiropus splendidus (mandarinfish) is the source of this 1864-nucleotide messenger RNA. It is a transcript of the gene tat, whose product is annotated as tyrosine aminotransferase. NCBI's taxonomy places the organism in Eukaryota, Metazoa, Chordata, Actinopteri, Syngnathiformes, Callionymidae. Gene Ontology annotation, molecular function: L-tyrosine:2-oxoglutarate transaminase activity; pyridoxal phosphate binding. The coding region runs from base 160 to 1557 and encodes 465 amino acids. The transcript has 12 exons. Gene Ontology annotation, biological process: aromatic amino acid metabolic process; biosynthetic process. The record is from RefSeq and is a predicted model, not a curated record.